AUGGAUGUGCAGCAAAGGACCGCUUGCGGCUGUUCUGCAGCUCGCGAUCGCAAGCAGCUUGCCUACAUUGCCCUCGGGAGCAAUAUGGGUGACCGAGUCGCAGAGAUUGAAAAGGCCUGUAAGGAGAUGAAUGCUCGAGGAAUCAAGGUCAAGAGGACGAGCAACCUUUGGGAGACUGAGCCCAUGUAUGUGCUAGAUCAAGAUAGAUUUGUCAAUGGAGCAUGCGAGGUUGAAACGGUACUUGAACCCUUGGCUCUAUUGGACCAAUUACAGGACAUCGAAAAUUCAAUGGGGCGCAAGAAGCUUAUCGACAAGGGACCACGGAAUAUUGAUCUUGAUGUUCUACUGUACGGGGACCGGGAGAUCGACCACGAGAGACUGAAGGUCCCGCACAUUGGCAUUCCCGAGAGGGACUUCGUCCUCCGGCCGCUUGCUGAGCUGAUCCCCACCAAAGCCAUAUACCCAGCGAAGCCCUGGAAGCUUGUUCAAGAUUUUCUCCUUGAGCUGCCUCCGUCGUCUGAGCCCUUGUCCACGCUCACUCCGAUAUCCUCGACUGUCGCACCGUUGAAUGCGUUGAAGGCUACGAGGAAAACUCAUGUCAUGGCUAUCUUGAAUGUCACGCCUGACUCCUUCUCAGACGGCGGCAUCAACACACCUUACUCGCUGAGAGACACGGUGGUCAAAUUCAUCAAAGGAGGCGCCACUAUGAUCGACAUCGGCGGACAGUCGAGUGCCCCUGGUACAGUCGAUGUCAGCGCCGAGGAGGAAAUCCGCCGCGUGGUCCCAGCCAUCGAGAUCAUCCGCAGCCUUCCGGAGUCAAAGGACGUUGCCAUCAGCGUCGAUACCUAUAGGGCAUCGGUGGCGGAGGCUGCCGUCAAGGCUGGCGCAGAUAUCAUCAAUGACAUCUCAGCCGGCCAGUUGGAUGAGGACAUGCUUGCGACCAUGGCCCGACUCGAGAAGACGGUAUGCCUCAUGCACAUGCGCGGAAACCCGAGUACUAUGAGCAAGCUGAACGAUUAUCCCGAUGGUCUGAUACCGACCAUUGCCAAGGAACUCCUCGAGAGAGUAGCGGAAGCAGAAGCUGCCGGUAUUCGAAAGUGGCGCAUCAUCCUCGACCCGGGCCUGGGCUUUUCCAAGGUCGGAGAACAAAACCUUCACGUCCUACGACACUUUGACGAGCUACGGAACUGGCCUGGCCUGGAGGGCUUCCCCUGGUUACUAGGCUCGAGUCGCAAGAGCUUCAUUGGCAAGGUCACCGGAGUUCCGAGGCCAAUGGACCGGAUCUUUGGGACUGCCACCACUGUCGUGGCGGCUGUGCAGAGUGGUGCCGAUAUCGUGAGAGUCCACGAUGUCGUGGAGAUGGGCCAGGUGGUCAAGAUGGCUGACGCCAUUUGGAGGUAUUGA
Molecule: messenger RNA, 1404 nt
Organism: Truncatella angustata
Lineage: Eukaryota; Fungi; Ascomycota; Sordariomycetes; Amphisphaeriales; Sporocadaceae
Product: Dihydropteroate synthase-like protein
Exons: 2
Coding region: 1-1404 (467 amino acids)
Biological process (GO): tetrahydrofolate biosynthetic process
Cellular component (GO): mitochondrial envelope
Molecular function (GO): 2-amino-4-hydroxy-6-hydroxymethyldihydropteridine diphosphokinase activity; dihydropteroate synthase activity
Source: RefSeq, a predicted model, not a curated record